Molecule: messenger RNA, 492 nt
Organism: Vicia villosa (hairy vetch)
Lineage: Eukaryota; Viridiplantae; Streptophyta; Magnoliopsida; Fabales; Fabaceae
Exons: 1
Coding region: 1-492 (163 amino acids)
Source: RefSeq, a predicted model, not a curated record
AUGUCAUAUUCAGAUCUUUUUACACCUCAUAUUGAGCCUAAGUCAUAUGUUGAAGCUUGUAAAUAUGACUGUAGGAACAAAGCUAUGCAAGUUGAGUUGUCUGCACUUAUGAAGACAAAUACUUGGAAUAUUGUCUAUUUGCCUGCAAAUACCAAUCCAAUUUGCUGCAGAUGGGUCUACAAGAUUAAACAUCAUGCUGAUGGCAUCAUUGAGAGAUUCAAAGCUAGGAUAGUUUCUAAGGGUUACAACCAAAUUAAAGGCCUAUACUACUUUAAAACCUACUCUCAUGUUACAAAAUUAACUACAGUUAGAACUGUGAUUGCUAUUGUCUCCAUCAAUAAUUGGCAUCUUCACCUAUUAGAUGUAAAUAAUGCAUUCCUACAUGGACAACUUCAAGAGGAUGUUUACAUGACAAUUCCACCAGGUGUUACAACUUUCAAAUCCAAUAAGUUUGCAAACUUGUUAAUCCUUAUAUGGACGAAAACAAACUAG